AAACCCCAUGGGCCGGAGUGGUGAUCGGCCUCUCGUGCCGCUCCUGAUCUUGUCCUUAUCAGUGGAAGUGGAAAGUGGAAAGGGAGGAUCUCCUUCGCUCGAACUCGGGCAAAUUUUCUUGUCCUCCGCAACCACCGCUUCUCAUCGACCCUCUCCGCUCCUCCUCCGGAUGCCCUCGCCAUAAUCCUACAAUGCGCCUGCCUCUCCAUCGGCCUCCCUGAUCUCGAACUGCCAUGGAUGUGGGCCCAACCACCCCUGCUGGUCUAGGCCAGCAGAAACGACCCCGCGUUUCGGACGAAAACCGCAAACGAGCCGUGCGAGCCUGCGAUGGCUGUCGUCGCGUCAAGGAGAAAUGCGAAGGAGGUGUACCCUGUCGUCGAUGUCUCCGGUAUCGCCGGCAAUGCAACUUCACUCACCCCGAUCAUGCGGAGAAACUCGCCCGAUCGUCGUCUAUCCCACUUCUGGAACGGACGGCCGCUCUCAGUCGACAUGAUAUGGCCGAGGCGGAACGUGUCCGGUACAUGGAACGCAUCAUUCAACACUAUGUCCCUAAUGUCUCGUUCGAUAUUUACUCGCUCCGGAGGAUGGCGGAGGAGCUGACACCUAAACAUCGCCCCUCUGGUUCUACGGAGAGCCCUUCGAUGCAACUGGAUGGAGAGGAUCUGGAAGAUCUGGCUAUCGACGAUGAAGACUUUACCAUCAAGGCUUUGCCGGAUAAUACCACUCAAUACUCCGGAGAAUUCUCUUAUCUAAAUUUCUCGAUGAAAAUCAGACAGAAGAUCGACGAAUGGAUGCAGACCGCAGCUCCGGAGGCAUCAACCGAAACAGAGCCGUUCGAAGAACGAUGGCGGGCAACCCAACUGCAGUCCGGGUCGACGUUGGUGUCGACAUCUGUCACCUGUCUUCCUCCUCGCUUUGUCGCCGACUUUCUGGUCCAGAUCUUCUUCAAAUAUGCCCAAACGAACAACUUCUAUGUGGAAGAGGAUUGGUUGCGGGACAAACUCAACACCUGCUAUACGGACCCUUCCAGUCUUUCCUCCAAGGACGCUGGCUCUGUCUGCGCCAUUCUAAUGGUUCUGGCUGUCGGAACCCAGUUCGCGCACAUGGAAUCGUCUAUCCCUGUCAACCGUCUCUCAUCCAACUCGGCGUUCGAUGAUGACCAUCACUUUUCCGAGGACGACGUUGGUCUCACGUUUUACCAGUUCGCAUCCAAGUUGCUUCCAGAUAUUAUUGCCACCGCGUCCGUUCGAAGCGUGCAGGCCUGUCUUUUGAUCGGAACAUAUCUUCUGCCGCUUGAUACGUCAGGUCUCUGCUAUACAUACUUUGGUCUGGCACUAAAGAUGGCCAUUCAGAAUGGCAUGCACCGGAAGUACACUGGCGAGGGACUAUCACCUCGUAUGAUCGAGACUCGGAAUCGCGUAUUCUGGACCGCUUACACGAUAGAAAAGCGUGUCAGCAUUCUUCAUGGAAGGCCAGUCUCCUUGUUAGAUGCGGACGUGGAUGCCCCAUUUCCUACUGACUUUCCCGGCUUGACGCCGUCGGGACAUGUUUCGAACGAUACGAACAUGGUGACACUCAUCAAGUUGACACUCAAACUCGGAGAAGUUGCAAAUGAAAUAUCUAUCCUUCGCAAGUCCCGAAAGAACCAGCAACAGGAUUGUCUGGAAAGGCUACUGAAUCUGCGGAAAAACCUAGUCGACUGGUGGGCUACGUUGCCAGAAGAAACCAAUUGCAGGGAUCUCAACCCAGCCGGGCCGCUUUUCCGCUCCAAUGUGCACCUGAAGCUCGACUAUUGUCUGACUCGCAUCUUCCUUGGGCGGCCAUUUCUCUUCAGCAGCAUGAGGGCAGUCAGUGUCACCACGGCCACUGGCGCUCCGCUCAAGACACCGUCGGGUCUUGCCAAGAAUCGGUCAACGCUGGUCACUGAUUGUGUGGAAGCCGCUCUGGAGAUUAUUGAUUUGUGUCGGCUGCUUCGCGACGAGCCCGGUCUAGCCCGCGCAUCAUUUACCGAGUUUAGCUCAUGCCGUGCCGCUCUGCUCGUUAUUCUGGCCCAAAGUUUGACCAAACGUACAGAGCGGCUGGGCGAAGCCUUAGAUAAGGGCAUGGCGCUGAUCAAGAUCAUGUCCAUGGGUGUCGGCUCUGCCCGGGCGGCAGUGAGCGUCAUUGAGACCCUGGAACGUGCGAUUCGUCGUCUCGAAGAGUACAGUCAGACUCAACCCCAAGGCAGUACCGGUGUCGUCGAAUCAGCCUAUGAUCGGUUCAAGAACUGGGAAAUGUUAUGGAAAACCGGGCCAAUCUCUCCCGAAAUUGUACCUUUCCAGGAACAGUAUCAUCAUCCUAGCGGCAACGGACUUCCCCCUGUCGUCACCCCAAUGGCUGGUGCUUCCACCGCAAAUGACCAGGUGGAAGCGGACGUGGCCAGCGCGAGCAUCCCCGACUCAUCCGAAUUCUCCGUUUCGCAUCCUCUAUCGCACAUGCCUCAUUUUGGGCUUGAUCACUUCGUCUCAAACCUGCCUCAAGAGCUGGGAGAGUUCACUGCUAUCCCUUGCUUUGAGACCGAUGGCCAGCAAACGCUAUCUGGGGAGAUGAAGCCCGGGUGCGCUGACACGCCGCGGUGGAUGAACUUCAUGAAUGAUUAAUGUAUUCAGCUCUGGUUAAUAUUCUUUCAGCGUUUCCGUUUGACCUUUCGCGUUUGUCUGUUCAUACGUUAUCUGUGCACUGGAUCCGUUUCAAGAUACC
Aspergillus sclerotioniger CBS 115572 is the source of this 2739-nucleotide messenger RNA. Its product is annotated as Zn(II)2Cys6 transcription factor. Gene Ontology annotation, molecular function: zinc ion binding; DNA binding; DNA-binding transcription factor activity, RNA polymerase II-specific. The coding region runs from base 234 to 2639 and encodes 801 amino acids. The record is from RefSeq and is a predicted model, not a curated record. The transcript is spliced from 7 exons. Lineage: Eukaryota; Fungi; Ascomycota; Eurotiomycetes; Eurotiales; Aspergillaceae. Gene Ontology annotation, biological process: DNA-templated transcription; regulation of DNA-templated transcription.